AUGUCUCAAGAACAUACUACUGUUACUGUUAAUCCUGCUGGCUCCUUGGAAAACGCAGUUGCGGAUUUGCGUGAAGAAGAGGUGGAACCCCUACGUCUUUUGCUGGGCAAAAGGGCUGCUGACUUGCAAUCUCUGUUGGAUCUGGUUGUCUUGACAUCGGAUGGAUCUGGAUUGCCUCCUGGUUUUUCUUCGUUGCGCUCUGCUGCCAAGGCUGUCAACUCUUUUGUACCUGACGGUCUUCCCUUAUUUCAAUGGACCGGCCUGAUUAGGGAUAGUAACAGGGAAAGUUUUCCGAAUGUUGAAGCAUGUAUUCGUCGGUUUGAGGAUGUACUCAUCUCUCAUGAAAUGAGUCUUGACACCGACUGGUCCCGCUUGUUGCCCCGUUGCUUGGGUAUUGACCUGCGUAACUGGCUGAAUGAAUUUGUCGAAGGACAAGGGGAUGCGCAGAUCUCUUGGUCCGCUGUGAAGAAGGCGAUCAUCUCUCGUUACGGUGUUCCUAGGGAGCAAAGUCGGUUUGCUCGGAUCCGUGAAUUCUUGGCUUGCACGAAGCAAGACAGUGAGUCUGUUGACUCCUUCCUGGAACGGUUUAAGGGUUUGAGAGCAAGAUCCGAGGUGUCUGACAAGCAUGUGGCUGAUCUGGUGUUCUUCGAUGCGUUCCCGAAUUCUGUUUCUCGCUUGCUUACUGUAGCAAUGAGCCAAGCUUCCGAAGCUUCGUUCUAUGAUAUCGACUAUAUGUCUUCUGUGGCCCGCCGUCUGGAUACGACUAUUGAGAAGGUCGGUAAGGAUGUUGAUCGCUUGGGCUCUCGCAAGAGAGAAGCGGAUGCUUCACACCUUCCAGUAUCCAAUGAGGCUAAGAAGUCAAGAUGGUACGAGGAACCGAGUUCUUCUGGUGCUCGUGGGGCUUCUUCGCGUCGUUCUAAUUCUGGUAUCAGGGAUCCUAGGGUCUCGAAGUUUGGCAAGACCAUGGCUCAACAUCGUGCGGAGCAAUCGUGCAAGGAAUGCAAUGGACACUACGGAAAGGGUCAUUCGUGUGCCAACGGUGGUUCUUCUGGUCCUACGAAGACUGUUCGCAUGAUGAUGAAGCGUCCAACAGUACAAUCCAUGGUGAACAAGGCUUUGGCGUCUGAGGCUGGUGCUGCCGUACUUCGGGAAAAGAGCAGGGAGGUCAAUGCCUAUUCCGCUGCGUCUUCGGUUGCUGCUUCUGUCGUUGUUUCUCCUGUUCCUGUGCGGGAUGAAGUUAGUCCUGGUUUGUCUUCUGUUCAGGAGACUGAGAACACUGAGGUUGACUCUGAUGUGGAAAUGUCGGAAUCAGAUGGUCAUACUAUCACCGAUGCUGAGGGCCUGUGUGGUCGAGCUCAGGCUUCAAUUGUUGAUGGUAUGGAAAGUGUUUCUGUGUCUGAUGUUGACUUGUUGGUGCAGAAUUUGUCUGCUCAAGAAUGUAAGUUUGAUGCUGUAUUUAGUGCACCUCCUACAUUGCGUUCCAAUGCCAUUUGUGUUCCAAUUGUGGUACAAAAUGUCAUUUGUUUCGGCAUCGUAGACACUGGUGCGACUUUUAGUUGCAUUACUGACGAGUUUUUCGAUCAUCUAGGAGGUCGUACUCAUUCUGGUUUUGAAGCUGCUGCUGCUGACAGUGUUGUACAGUUGGCACAUGAAGCGACUACCGUUCCUCGUGUUGGUUCUGUGGUCUUGAAUGUUACUUAUAAUAAAGUUGUUAGUUCACAUUCAUUUGAAGUUUUUAUAUUUUAUUCAGAAGAAAAUGUACAUGUGUUAUUGGGAGUGGAUGUUCUCUCUAAGAUUGGUAUCGGUAUUAGUGGUUUAGUGAGUCAGCAUGAUCUUCAGACUGGUCCCAGAAAGCCAGAUCCUGUUGACGACUCGAUUUAA
Mucor velutinosus is the source of this 1881-nucleotide messenger RNA. RefSeq lists its product as uncharacterized. Gene Ontology annotation, molecular function: aspartic-type endopeptidase activity. The record is from RefSeq and is a predicted model, not a curated record. NCBI's taxonomy places the organism in Eukaryota, Fungi, Mucoromycota, Mucoromycetes, Mucorales, Mucoraceae. Bases 1 to 1881 code for a protein of 626 amino acids. Gene Ontology annotation, biological process: proteolysis. The transcript has 2 exons.